Messenger RNA from Drosophila obscura, 2895 nucleotides. RefSeq lists its product as uncharacterized. Lineage: Eukaryota; Metazoa; Arthropoda; Insecta; Diptera; Drosophilidae. The record is from RefSeq and is a predicted model, not a curated record. Gene Ontology annotation, molecular function: general transcription initiation factor activity; DNA binding. The transcript is spliced from 3 exons. The coding region runs from base 163 to 2661 and encodes 832 amino acids. Gene Ontology annotation, biological process: DNA-templated transcription initiation.
GACAGUCACACUGAUUCAUGUAAAUAUUAGUGUAAAAUGCCAUUUUUUUAGACAUCAUGUCAGAGCCAGCCCACUUUUAACAAAUUCGUGAAAGAAAUAUCACAAUUUAGCGACGAUCACGAAAAACUAGGUAGGUAGGUCCUACACGAAUGCUCGGACCCGAUGACCGGCGAAAAAACCUACAGUAAGAGGGUUCCCGGCGGCGACGAGGAGGACGAGGAGGGUGGCGAGGAGGCGUCUGAGUCGGCUGAAUCGCUAGAACGUCUAACAAUACCAGAGCUCCUAGAACGUUGGGCAAAGAAGAAGUCUGAAAGGCAAGGAGCAGAGAUAUUGCAGCUGCUCGAACUACGCACGAAGGCGGCGGAGCAGAGUGACGCGGAGCGAGCACUACGGCAGCAGGAGAACUUGCGUGCCCAAGAGCAGGCGCUGCUCCGUGACGAGAAACUCAAGCAGAGAAAGCAGGAGGAGGAGGCCAAGGCCGCGAAACGAUUGGCGGCGCUGAGGUCGGACUUUGAGCACCAGAUCUUGGUGCAGAAGGAAUCGGAGGCGAAGCGGCUCCGCGAAGAGGCGGAAAAGGAUACAAAAUCAGAGCUGCAGAAGAAGUGGAAAAGAGUCGAGGAGAAAGCGCAACGGGAGAGAGAGCAGGAGCAGCGUACCCUCAACGAGCUCAGACGGCUAAAUAAGGAGAAGGAGGAAGUGAAUCGCCAGCAGGUGCAGGUGGCCAGACAGCUAGAGCAGCAGAGGGAGAGAUUCGUUCAACACCAGAGGCUGCACACAGGCGCACAGCAUCUCUAUCCGCAAGAGACGUCGACGACAUUCCCCACAGCAUCCUCCCAUUCGUCGCUGAUGCAAAACGAAAUGGUUAACCUACCGAUGGCCAAUCUGAAGCCAAUCCUCAAGCCGGCGCCUGCGUCGGCCUCUGGCGGUGGCGUGCGCUACUUUUCGCAGUUUAGCAAGGGCGGGCUCUCCGCCGGCACCACCCUGGUGCACCAGCAGCAGCAGCAGCGCAAGCCAACGGCCAAUGGGGAUCUGCAUGCGAACGGCAGAUUGACUGUCGUACAGAAUGGCAUGCGCGUUAAAACGGAGCAACAGGACAUGCUGAUGGAUAACUGCACCUUUGCUGUUACCAAACCGGAAGCGAUUACCAAAAAGGACACCCAGCCAGCAGAGGCAGACACCCAGUCAGCAGAGGCUGCUCCUGUCACAGAUGCGCCAUUGGCGCUGAUCAGUAACCAACAGCAGCUACAGGAACAGAUAGCAGAGACGGACGACCCAGAGCUGGACAUUGUGAUCAACAAUGUGGUGUGCACGUUCAGUGUGCGAUGCCACCUCAAGCUAAGGGACAUUGCGCUGCGUGGCUGCAAUGUGGAGUAUCGCAGGGAGAACGGCAUGGUGACCAUGAAGCUGCGACGUCCCUAUACGACGGCCUCCAUUUGGUCAUCCGGCAGGAUCACCUGCACAGGCGCCACCUCUGAGAUAAUGGCCAAAGUGGCGGCCAGAAGGUAUGCCCGUUGCUUGGGGAAACUCGGUUUUCCCACACGCUUUCAGAAUUUUCGCGUCGUGAAUGUUCUGGGCACCUGCAGCAUGCCCUGGGCCAUUAAGAUUGUCAAUUUCUCGACAAAGCAUCGGCAGAAUGCCAGCUACGAGCCGGAAUUGCAUCCGGGUGUCACGUACAAGAUGCGGAUGCCAAAGGCCACGCUGAAGAUCUUCUCCACGGGAAGCAUAACCGUGACAGCCGCCAGCGUGAAUGAUGUGGAAUCCGCCAUACAGCAUAUCUAUCCACUGGUCCAUGAGUUCCGCAAGCAGCGUUCGCCCGAGGAGCUGCAGCAUUUAAGGGCCAAGCAGAACAAAAAUGCCGGAAUCACUGGCACCACCAGCACCAUUACCGACGCCAGCGAGGCCCGAGCACUGGAAGAGCAGAUCCUCGCGCAAUCAAAGACGCAGUCGCGCAGCGAUAUCUUGGUGAAUGCCACCGCUGCCCAUGCAAAGACGAUUCCUGGCAAUGCGGCUGGGGAUCUGGUGAAUGCAGCUGUGUGCAAUGUGCAGCGGCUGAAGCAGAUCGAAUCGUAUCGCCAGAUGUCGAGUCAGACACAGGAGGAGCGCCGCCACAUACCCUUCCCGAGGGACAAGUCGGAGGCAGGGCUGUUUCCCCACUCGGCAUCCGGAGAGUCCUCGACGGACAAUAUCUGUGCCAAUGCCCGGCGACGGGCCACCGAAUGCUGGGUCAGCAAGCUGCAAAACAAGCGGACGCGCUACAACGAUCCCAGCAUAGCGGUGGCGGGCAAGGCGACGACGACGAGCUCUUCCUCCUCGUCCAAUCCCGCCAUCCAAUCAACCAGCAGCACAUCCGCCACCUCCAUUACCGGUCCCAUUGUGCCGCUCUCCUCGCUAACGCCCAUCGGCAGCAUCAGUGGCAGUGUCAGCAGCAUCGGCAGCAGGCCAUUUGGCCUGAUGGCCGCGCGGACAAUCCCUGCAACGGGGACGAUCAUCAACAUCAAGCAGAGCUGCAUUAAGCCAUUGAAUCGCGAUGCUCUGGCCGCAUUCACCGCUGCCUCCAGUGGUAGCAUCGCUACCGCCGUCAAUUCCACUGCCACAGCCAAUGCUGCCAAUCCAUCUACUGCUGCAAUUAAGCGGCAAUCAAGAGGAGGAGGCGUCAACUGAGCUGCAACUCGCGAAUUCCUGACCGUUUGACCUCUUUUCAAAAAUGUCGGAAAAAACGGCAUGUCAUCCCUGGUCGAAGGAUUAAUUCACGUAACUAUCAACCGAUGGCGCAUACAAUACAGUACACUCGCUUGAGCUACAUACAUCGAUAUAACUAUAGAUUACUUUGAUAUAUCAAUAUAUUAACAUCCCUAGUUUGUCUCUUGCAUUAAAAAUAAAAAAUAAAUAAAUGUA